This is a messenger RNA of Paramecium tetraurelia, 1176 nucleotides long. RefSeq lists its product as uncharacterized. Lineage: Eukaryota; Ciliophora; Oligohymenophorea; Peniculida; Parameciidae. Gene Ontology annotation, molecular function: ATP binding; protein serine/threonine kinase activity. Gene Ontology annotation, biological process: peptidyl-serine phosphorylation; intracellular signal transduction. The record is from RefSeq and is a predicted model, not a curated record. The transcript has 2 exons.
AUGGCAGAUCUCAAGUUGAAAAUCAAUGCCAGAAGAUUCUCUUCACCAUAUCGAAGCAUAAACAAUGACUUAAAUAUCCAACUCUUCCUUCACAAUGCACAUCGUUCAACCAACAGAAAAAAUUCCAAUAAACCAUCCAGUCAUUCCAAAUAACAUGAUUAUUCCUAGGACAAAAUCAAAAAUUAAUACUAACUCCAGUGCAUAAUCGGAGUGGGAGGAUUUGGGAGAGUGUGGAAAGUCAUACACAAACAACAAGUCUUCGCAAUGAAAGAGAUCAAUAAAGCAUUAGUACUUUUAAAAUAAAGUGUUCCAAGCAUUAUGACAGAAUUAAAAUUUUUAACAGAAUUGAAACAUCCCUUCAUAGUCAACGCAUAUUCAGCCUUUCAAGACACUCAAAAUCUCUAUCUUGUUCUCGAUUAUCUGAGCGGAGGAGAUUUAAGAUUCCAUCUAGGAAAACAAAGGAAAUUUUCAGAAGAAUAAACUAAGUUUUUUGUGGCAUGCAUCACAAUUGCCUUGGAAUAUCUACACAGUUAAAAAAUCAUCCAUCGAGACAUCAAACCAGAGAAUCUCAUCUUCGACAAUCAUGGCUAUCUACGCAUCACUGAUCUGGGAGUUGCAAUCAAAAAGCAUGCACAAUUCCCACAAAAUUUUGAGACCAGUGGCACUCCUGGCUACAUGUCUCCAGAAGUCCUCUUUCGCUAAGAUCAUGGCAUUCCAGCUGAUUAUUUCGCCCUUGGUGUCAUAUGCUAUGAAUGUAUGACAGGUAGACGACCUUAUCAUGGUACCAGAAAGGAUAUCAGAGAACAAAUGCUCCUCAAACAAGUCCAAGUCAAUAUGUCAGAUUGGUCUCCUGAAGCCAAUGAUUUCAUUAACCAACUUCUGUUGAUCAAACCACAACAGAGAUUGACUCAGCCCAGGACACAUCCGUGGUUCAAAAAUUAUCCCUUUGACUUAUUGGCUUCCAAGAAACUUCAAGCUCCUUAUUUGCCUGUUCGCAAAGACAAUUUUGACAAAGCACAAAUUCUUAUUGAGGAUGAAGAGAAUCAUCAGAUUAUAAAACUGAAUCAACAUCUUAUCAAAGAUAAUCAGCAUCUAUUUGAUGAUUAUAGAUGUCAAAUAAAUGAGAAGUCCAGAAGAAGUAGCAUUACAAAUAAGAUGUUUUUUUAGUUAUUUUGA